AUGGCUGCUGGAUAUCCCAUCACAAAUAUAAAAACCAUAGCAGAAGAAUCAAUAACAGUUCGUUUUCAAAAUGAUAAUUUGGAAACAUAUACACUUAUCUGGUUAGACAAAAACGUGAAUGAAACUGAGGAAAAUCUCAAUACUCAAAAGAAGCUGCGAGCAGCUAUUAAUCAGUUGAAAGUAAUUGAUGAUUGUAAUAAAUGUGUUAAUUAUUUGACCGAUAUUAAAGAUCAGAAAAUGGUUUUGAUUGUUUCUGGGAGUUAUGGGCCACAAGUCAUCCCUGUUGUACAUGGAUUAAAACAAUUGAAUGAUAUUUAUGUGUUUUGUGUCGAUAAGAAGAGUAAUGAAGAAUGGUCAAAAGAUUAUGAAAAGGUCAAAGGAGUUUUCACUGAUUCAAAACAACUGAUUGCCGAAUUGUCGAAGAACCAACGAAUUCGUGAACGAACGGAUGAUACGAUAGGUAUGAAUAUUUAUAGUCGAGUAACUACUGGCAGUGCUCAACAGCAGAGAGAUUCACGAAAUGCGAUGUUCAUGUAUUUCCAGUUAUUAAUUGACAUUCUAUUAGAAAUCACCGAUCAAGAUUCGAAAUCUAAGCAAGAUUUAAUUGAUCAUUUUAAACAGGUAUAUGAUGGAAAUGAAGUGGAAGAGGAGGUUAUUGAAGAGUAUGAACGUGAAUAUGAGCCACAUAAAGCGAUUUGGUGGUAUACACGGCACACAUUUUUAUCUCGAACCCUUAUAAAAGCACUUAGAGAUUCGGAUUACAACGUUCUCUUUGCCCUUCGAUUCUUCAUUACCGAUCUGCAUAAACAAUUAGCUGAAGAACACGAAACAUUUCGACGUUCAUAUAACAGUGACGAUCCUAUUCUUCGUGUUUAUCGUGGGCAAGCGAUUGCCAUCGAUGAACUAAAUUUGAUUCGUAAUAGCAUUGGUGAAUUCUUGUCAAUCCAAAACUUUUUGAGCACAAAUACCGAUCGAGAAGUUGCGGCUUUUUUUGCCAAACAAGUUACGCCCACAUCUGAACUAACACGUAUUGUCUUCCAAUUUAAUAUUGAUACACGCGCCCUGACGAAACCGUAUGCAGACAUAAAACGCUUAAGUUAUUUUACGGACGAAGAUGAAGUUCUGAUUAUGUUGGGAUCAAUUUUCAAAAUUGAACAAGUUGAAUAUAAUCAACGUGAGAAAACGUGGACUGGUAUGUUAUCGAUGUGUAGCCAAGAUGAGAACGAACUGACAGAUUUAAUGGCACAGUUGAAAGAAGAAACGAACAACGGAGUAUGCUCUCUUGGCUACUUACUCUACCGACAGGAAAGUUAUGAACAAGCAAAGAAGUAUUUCGAACAACUGUUGAAUGAAUCAUCAAUCAGUGAUUUCGAUAAAGCAUAUUGCUAUCGUGGACUCGGAGCUGUUACUAUUGAACUCGAACAGUAUGAUGAAGCACUCGUCUAUUAUCAAAAAGAACUUGAAUUAGAAAUGAUAAUGGAUCCUAGUCGUGAUGAUGUAACUAUUGCUCGAACUUACAUGUAUACUGGUGAAGCUUACUUUAGAAAUCAAGAUCUUGACUUAGCAUUAGAGUAUGAACAAAAAGCACUUUCUCUUCUACCUGAUAAUCACAUUGAUCGUGCCACAGUUUAUGAUAUAAUGGGCGGUGUUUAUCGGCGCAAACGACAGUAUGAGUUAUCUCAGGACUAUCAUAAAAAGGGUCUGGAAACAGCACUAUUACCUAAUAAUGAUUCUUCUGUUGGUAUAACAUACACGGCUCUUGGAAAUGUGUGUGACGACAUGGGUAACUAUCAAAAAGCAAUCGACUGCUAUAAAAAAGCAUUAGCUAUUUACAACAAAUCUUUACCACUAAAUCAUCCACAUAUUAAGUUAACUGAAGAUAUUCUACGUGAUACAAUACAUAAAUUAAAUCAAAAACAAUAG
Molecule: messenger RNA, 1923 nt
Organism: Didymodactylos carnosus
Lineage: Eukaryota; Metazoa; Rotifera; Eurotatoria; Philodinida; Philodinidae
Source: the annotation of a GenBank genome assembly